AUGCUGAGAUCGCUCUCCUCAUCCGCCGCGCGACCGGCCACGGCUGCUGUCGCUUCGGCCACGUCCACACCAGCACUGUACAGAGGCAUGGUAUCCACAGUGCUGCUCAGCGUGAGUUGUCCAGCAGUUCGUCGAGUCUUUUAAUUGCUUCUCCACUCACCCACGAGUCCCUUGCUUGCCGUGACUUGCACCGUAGCGCGACUCGUAUCAAGCAGCCAAGGCGACGGAGCUCAAGGCUGAGCUGAAAUCUAGAGGCCUCUCAACCACAGGCAAGCGAGCAGAUCUGAUUCAACGCUUGUUGGACAAUGACGGCAAGAGAGCAGCUGGCGUUCCCAACGUGACGAGGCCAUCCGCAGUCUCUGCUAACUCGUCCACUGCAAACAGGCGCCUCUCGACGACUCCUGCACCUCAAGCUGCUCCCGCAACCGAAUCCAACGUUGCAAACACCGCAGAGCUGGACAGCCGAACCAACGCUUCUGUGCCUCAUCCUCCCAACAUCCUGCCAGGCCAAGUAUCCAACUCCAAAGAUGCUCUGCCCGAUCUCACAAAGCUUUCCAGCCCUGAUUCAAAUCCUCCCGGCCUGCCACCCAUCAAGAAUCCCAAACCGGCAGCGUUCUUCGACGUCAAGAUUCCCUACUACGAGCCGCCUCCUGUGCCGGGACCACAAGUGGUGAGUCGUGGUUAUUGUCUGAUGGCGGGUAUAUGCUAUGUGCUGCGUAGCCUGCUCACCGGCACGUCCACCUUUCCAAAUCCCUCAGCCACUUUUCACUGCGUACUUUGAUCCGACUCAAAGAGGGGCGGGCUCUGCCGAAGCUCAAAGGCCUUAUGUUCCACCUCGCAAAAUCAGUAUCGCUGCCGGUGCGGACGUGGCGCACACAUUGGGCGACGUGACGCUUCCGGAGGACAUUUCUCUCGAGCAGAGCUCUUCGGGUCAAGCUGCGGGAGGGGCAGGGGCGAUUGCGCAAGGAGCAACGCAGAGCAUGACGAAUGGCAUCAAAGAACUGCUGAGCGCUUUCAGAAGGGAUUUGGGUAUCGCUGAACCUCCUGCAGAGACGCAACAGGCAGCGGCAAAGGUGUCUUCCAAAAUUGUGGAAGGUGCUCGCGUAGGUGCUGAUGUGGCCAAAGUAGCACUCGGCGAAGCUUCGGCGGCAAUUUCCAAUGCCGCGCCGGAUCGUGCAUCAACGAGUGGCAACGACGACGGAACGAGCAGCAGCAGAGCAUCCUACUCGCCCCAACCUGCUCAGUUCAGUCCGUCCGAUAGCACAGGUCUGUACGUCUUGCUCGGUAUUUUGCUAGGCGGAUACACACUCGGAGGUCUGCUCUCCCCAAGCGGCAAGAAGCACCAAAAGAAGAUUGCUACGCAAUUGGAAGGCAUUAGAAAGGAAGCCGAAUUGGAGGUGCUCAAGGUGAAAAUCAGCAGCGCAUUGGAAUUGCCGCGGUCGUUUACGCAUUGGAGCGAUAGGGACGUCGCGCACCUCGUCGCACGGGCUGAAGAGGUGCUGCAAUCGCAAAAACCUGCUCAGUGA
Messenger RNA from Ceraceosorus bombacis, 1526 nucleotides. The record is from the annotation of a GenBank genome assembly. Lineage: Eukaryota; Fungi; Basidiomycota; Exobasidiomycetes; Ceraceosorales; Ceraceosoraceae.